Messenger RNA from Aureobasidium uvarum, 951 nucleotides. Lineage: Eukaryota; Fungi; Ascomycota; Dothideomycetes; Dothideales; Saccotheciaceae. The record is from the annotation of a GenBank genome assembly.
AUGCGCGGCCAAUGGCUGCUAUCACUGGUGUUGAGCGCCGGUGCAGCUCAGGCUCUUCGCUAUGAUGAGAGAUAUGUCGACUGGAACCUGAAUAUGAACCAGGAAGCGGUCAACCCAUUGGAGUACUUCACCAUCUACGAGAAUCAUACAUACCAUCCUUCUCCGGAUAAUUGGCGGUUCCCUUUCUACAGCUUCUUCAUGGACCGCUUCGUGAAUGGAGAUCCAAGCAAUGAUAACAUUCCUCUGGUAUGCUCGCGACCAAUCUACGAUUCAUACUCGAUCAUCUCUGACAAAGAUAUANNGGACCACACUUACUUGGACGCACACUUCGGUACUGUCGCUCAGUGGAGAGAAUUGAUCAACGACAUCCAUUCACGCGGCAUGUACGUCCUCCUUGACAACACCAUGGCAACCAUGAGCGACGUCAUCGCUUUCGAGGGAUACUUCAACAGCAGUGCACCUUGGUCGUACAAAGAACACAAGGCUGUAUAUAAGUCGGCAGAACGCUAUUCAGAUUGGGAAUUCAACAACGAAUGGCAUGAUGAGUGCCCAUACGAGUAUCCUCGAUUCUGGGACCAAGGUGGCGCCCUCAUCCAGGACAGUAACACCACAAAGAUGGUCGGCUGCAUGGACAGUGAGUUCGACCAAUACGGCGAUGUUGGUGCCUUUGGACAGUACGAAGAGUGGAAAAAACAGCUCAGCAAGUUUAACGGCGUCCAAGAUCGUCUUCGUGAUUGGCGGCCCUCGGUUCAGACCAAGCUUCAACACUUCAUGUGUAUGAUGUUAGAAGCUCUCGACUUCGAUGGUUUCCGUAUCGACAAAGCCAUGCAGGUUACUGUUGACGGACAAGGCAAUUUUUCACACGCGAUGAGAGAGUGUGCAUCGAGUCUGGGAAAGUACAACUUCUUCAUCCCAGGCGAGAUCGUCAACGGCAACGGCAAGUCGAAUUGA